AUGGAUGAAGCCAACUUCUUGGAAGAUACAACUUCUAAGCAACAGAAGGAUUUGCCUUAUGAUGGAGAUUUAUCCCAAAUUAAGCUAUACAAUGAUUACACUUUUACCUCAAAAUAUGACCUUCUUGAUGUCUCAAAUCAAAUGAAUUUAACAGUAGAUGACCCUCAAGAAAAGGCUACACAUAGAGAAACUUGCAAAAAGGCAGACAUGGCCACGACCGUGGAGAAAACAACUGAAAAUGCUGUCAACAAAAAAUGUGAUAAACAAUGUACUAUAAAUCCGCAUAUUCCAGCUAACCAAGGAGACCCUUCAAAGUCAAAUAUUUCUGAUAUUUCACUCCGUCAUCUUUGCAAAGAGGAAUUCCCAAAAGGUCAAGGCAUUAACAGUGAAACUCUCCCAGAGAUCUCAAAUGCUGACGGUUUUGAUAAAGCUGUUAUUAAAAAUAUUAUUUUGCAGCAUGUGAAGAAUUCUUGGCUGACAGAACAAACCGCAGAACUCCCUGACCAACUCAAUCCCCAAAGGGAUGGUGAGAACAGCCAUAAGCCCAGUUAUUCUCCAGCAAUACCAGAAGAAAACACUUCUGGUUCAGAAGAAUCAGUGGCUGCUGGAGAAAGCAGCCAUCAAGAAAAUUCAAAUUUUCUUACUAACAUCAAGAGUCCAUGUGAUAAACAAAAAAGUUGCCAAGGACAGAUACUCCAGAAACAGCAGGAUGAAAAAUCAAGUUCUGACAACAGGUGUAAAUAUGGCCAAGGUCAAGUUCAUUGCUGGUUCUCUGAUUUCUCUACAGUGGCUCCCAAAGUAAAAAUUUCUAAAAAUAACAUAAUCGAUAAGCCACUUACAACAGAUAAACAGGCCAGUUUUUCUCCUAAAUUGAGAGAUGAGUCAGCUAUUGUGCAAGAUGUUUCAGAAAGUUUGUCUAGAUCAAAAUAUGCUGAAAAGCAAGAGCAGAAGUGGAAAACUACGGAACCUCCUCAACAGACAGAGAUGGCGCCCACAAGACACAUCUACCAAGAACAUCUCACAGGAAUAAAACCUGAGACAAGUCUGUCUAAGUCGCCAUCAACUUCUCAGAAAAACCCUUCCUCAAGUUCUUGCAUAUUUCAAAAGAUAGCCCAAGAGAAACAGAUGUGUCAGAAGUUAAAAGAACAGACGGAUCAACUGAAGACCAAAGUAAAAGAAUUUUCCAAAAGCAUAGCACAGGACUCUCCCUAUCAUUUGCAAGACAAGAGAGUGGUCCUGGAGAAACUGCAGGGACAUCUUGAAGCACUGGAGCAGGAGUUUCUGGCCAACAAGGAGAAGCGUCUGACUUUGCAGGGGCAAGUCCACCGGCCUGAAUCCCCAGCUGUCGAUGACUUUGAUCCAGAAAGAAAACUGGAAGGUGAAAUCUUCAAGUUGGAGAUGCUACUUGAAGAUUUUAAAGAGAAAAUUAAUAAAGGUGAAUAUACUUCAUCUGUCUCUCUUCCUGUGAGUCCGCCAAUCAACCGGGAUGACCUGCCAGCCUCCUCAUCUCCACCCUCAAAUGAGGAGGACCUCGACCGCGCCUCGGGAGGGCAGGACCACGCAGGGACCCUCAGCGCAAGCUGUGCCUUCUGCCGCCGGGUCCUGGAAUGGAAGCAAAACAUGGAGAAAAAAGGCUGCAGAGGCAUCAACCGUGGAAGGUUUCCCACUGCUAUGCAAGACAAGGCACUGCACCCAGACUCUGUUCUCGGUUCUGAUACAGGGUACAGCUGCUAUCCUGCUUCUGGAGCUGGAGUGCCGAGUAAUCAAUGUGAGAAGUGUGGCACCAAGAUUCAUAACUCCUGGAGGGUCCGUGGUAAAGACCCAGCUAAGGAAUUUCAUUAUAGAUACGACACCCCAAGACAGAACUACUUUAAUCAUGGGGAAAGAAGGUCCUUUGCCCAACUCCGCUUUUUACAUGAAAAUAGAAACUCUUCACCUUGUGUCCAAGACUAAAGAACAGCCUUCACCCGAAGGACCUCAGCUGCGUCCCCCCCAAUCAGC
Messenger RNA from Phacochoerus africanus (Common warthog), 2001 nucleotides. RefSeq names its product AKNA domain containing 1 (gene AKNAD1). The transcript has 11 exons. The record is from RefSeq and is a predicted model, not a curated record. The coding region runs from base 1 to 1953 and encodes 650 amino acids. Lineage: Eukaryota; Metazoa; Chordata; Mammalia; Artiodactyla; Suidae.